Messenger RNA from Lutzomyia longipalpis, 1217 nucleotides. Its product is annotated as thioredoxin domain-containing protein 17-like. The transcript has 2 exons. Gene Ontology annotation, cellular component: cytosol. Lineage: Eukaryota; Metazoa; Arthropoda; Insecta; Diptera; Psychodidae. The coding region runs from base 780 to 1157 and encodes 125 amino acids. The record is from RefSeq and is a predicted model, not a curated record. Gene Ontology annotation, molecular function: protein-disulfide reductase [NAD(P)H] activity.
CGUGCGUAGGAUGUGGUAGUUAUUCCCAGACUUGAGGGUCCAAUUGAAGUGUGAUAAGCCAAAAUAGUCAUUGUCCACGUCUUUAUACUAAAAACAAAAUUAAUUUACAAUAGAAGAAAGAAACUUUCGUGAGACAUUAUGUAAUAUUUAAUGAAAAAUGUUUAUUUAAAAAAAUACUUUGACAAAGAAAGAAGUCCACGGUGGCUCCCCAAUUUGUUCCAGAUACGCCGUAAGGACUUGAGACAUUUUUGGCUUAUUUAUCACUCGUUUAAAUAGCAUUUAAUCAGCCUUUCAUUAUUCCCAAAUUCCUUCUUUUUAGCUGUUUUAAUAUUAAUUUAUUUGUAGCCACCAAAGAGAAUUUGGAGAAAUGAAAUGAAAAUGAAUUAGUAGGAGGAAUAAAAUGUUAAUUUAUUAAUUUCCACGUGUAAAUAUUAUUUGUUUUUUACCUGCUCUUGCAAAUUAAUUUUUUUGCUGCACAAUUCUUAGAAUUCACACGGAAAAUACAAACAUUUCGCACGAAAUCAGCUGUUUAUUAACCUCUCGUAGUUUUCAUUGAUAAAAUUAAGCUUAACAUGUGUCCCAUCUACGGCUGCACAGCUUUGGGAACAUUUCCACCAAUUGAUUCUUAUAUGAGAAGAUUGCUUCAAUAUGGGACAUAGUAAUACCUGAAAGAUUCCUCAAUCAAACCAAUAAAAAAAUUGGAUCUCAGUAGUUUGUGACAUUUGUGAUCUCUUGCGGUUAAUUUACCGGCAAAAAUAUUAAAAAAUUCUCAAGUAAAAAUGGUAAUUGAGGUGAAAUUGCGUGGGUAUGAAGCCUUCAUUGAGUACAUGAAGAAUUUGGAUGCAAAAGGAGAAAAUGUGAAUGUCUACUUUACCGGAGAUAAAGUCGAUGGAGUCUCUUGGUGUCCAGACUGCAAUGAUGCUGAACCCCAUGUCCGGAAGGCUCUUCCCUUGGCCGCCCCCAACUCUUACUUCAUCUACGUCGAAGUGGGGGAUCGUCCAUUCUGGAAAGACAUGAAGUGCCCAUUCCGAACUGAUAAGAACAUCCAUAUCAGUGUAUUACCAUCAUUUAUCCGCUGGAAAUGCCCACAACGCCUUGAGGGUGUUGAGAAGAUCUCCAAGGAUGAUCUGCUGGAGAUGUUCCUUACGGAUGAUUAGUGCAGAGCGGAUUAAUUUUUCCAGGAUAAUUUUACACAAUAUAUAUUUUUCUCAAUAAGA